This is a messenger RNA of Pangasianodon hypophthalmus (striped catfish), 2237 nucleotides long. It is a transcript of the gene cfap161, whose product is annotated as cilia and flagella associated protein 161. Gene Ontology annotation, biological process: cilium assembly. The record is from RefSeq and is a predicted model, not a curated record. Lineage: Eukaryota; Metazoa; Chordata; Actinopteri; Siluriformes; Pangasiidae. Bases 810 to 1682 code for a protein of 290 amino acids. The transcript has 7 exons. Gene Ontology annotation, cellular component: motile cilium.
GUAAGACAAGCUCCUGUGAGGUGCAAACGCAUUCGCUCUGUUAUCUGCAGAUCAUGAGUUCUGAUCCUGACGAUGCCACAGCUAUCGAUGGCCACGAGCCAAGAGAACAAACCUGACUGUGCUUCCUGAGUGGGAGGGGCAUACUCUCUCUCCCCUGUCAAUCACAGCAGUACUACCCAAUCACAGGUGUGUGUGAGCUCCUGUAUGUGGAAGAAGGCAGAUAGCGCGUCCCUCUGAAUGUGCUGUGACUCAGCUAUUCGAACAAGAUGCUUUUUUUCCUUUUUUUGUUUGAGAUUGAGAUAAACGCUGGAUUUAGAAACAUUCAGAAUCUACUCUUUCAACGACGUCUUGAUGAUGUAGUAGCUGCAACCUCGUGUUAAACACGCUCAUCAUUCAUACAGUACACCAGGCUUAGGGUUGAUCACCUGAAGGUGGCUUAAUGGCUUCCUCCUUGUGCAGGACAGAUGGACAAAAAGUUUUGGCACCCUCAGCCAGGUCACCUCUUCCUGUCUGUUUGGCGUCUUGGAAUAAAUCGGCUAAUAAGUGGACCGCUCCUGACCACAAGAGCCACUAGUACACGGGUCUCGUAUGCUCUCAUGCCCCACAUUCACAAAUCCGAAUACAGAUACGGAUACAGAUAGCGUCACUGCCUUACACCUCUACUAAACAGAAGAUGGCCGACGGGAUGAUAGACAUCAGUGGCGUGACAUUCUACAUGGAGUAUCUCCUCAUCACGGGCGUUAUUUAGCACUGCUGCUACCGGAGCGUCAUCAUACGCGUUCUCCAAGUUAACACUGGCGUUCCCCGUGAUGUCAUCUCUGAUCGCCUUUAUAUUCAGUCCUAAGGAGGCUCUGAGAGACUUCCUGCAGCGGAAGGACAGAGGAGAGCUCACUGUCCAAAAAACCGGCGUCCUGAGACAAACCCUCCUCCACCCUGUGAAUCUCUCCGUGUCCCCGGAUGGACUGUUGCGUUUCGGAGACACGGUCAUGCUGUUAAACACUAGAGGGAAGACGCACGACCCGUGUGACCCCUGCGCCCUCAGCAUCAUCGCCGACCUCCGCAACAUCACAUCACGUCCAGAAACAAACUCCAAGCCGCAUCUACAGGGUCCCUGUCAGGUGGGCGGAGCCAGCAGCAUCCAGCCGUGUGUGAUGAACGCCUUCAUAAUCACCAGUGUGGACGAGACUGCAGAUGGAGAGAUACUCAGAUACGAGCAAAACUUCGCCCUCAGGACGACUGCAGGCUUCGGUGGAGAGCUUUACCUGGCCAGUGACCACAGAACCUUCCAGAAGUGUGCUAAGAAAUCCCGGCUACAGGAAGUGAGCUUAGUGGAGCAGCUGGACUUCCUGUGUUGGUGGAGGCUUGUUUAUUUUGAUCCACAGGACCGACUCGAACAUGAAGGCUUCCCCGUGCGGGUGAACUCUAAGCUGCUGCUGUCUCACUGUAAAACUAACCAGUGUCUCGCUGCUCUGCCUGAUCACACACUCCGGACUACGUUUGGGAAAAUGUCCGAGAUCACGGCUCACACGUUCCUGGAUUCCCAUAAGGCCGAGCAGGAACGUAAUCACUGGAUGUUCGUGACGGCUGAUCCGGGAGAACAGGAACCGAGCGCACUGCGACGUCACCUCGAGUCCAGCAUCACCGACCACAACCAGUCAGAAACACACACACACACAGGCUGAAAACUGAAAACACUCACAGACGAGUGUAACAGCUGCUGCUGCUUCUGCUGCGUCCUGAAAUUAAAUAAUGAUUAUACUCCAGAUAUUUCUCAGUGUUUUAACUAAAAGACCUCGUAGUGUAUUAAAGUGUCAUCACUGCAGAUAACGACAUCUUAGCCAGUGACAAUAUCUUGAAUAUGGGCAAAUUUAUCUUAUAUUUCUGAUUAUGAGAUGAUUAUAAAUCAAAUGUAAGCUUAAUCAGCUUGUUUGUAGAUGCUUUUACUCAUUUCAAGCUUUAAAUGUUCUUAUUCUAUAGACAGAUCAUUUUGCUUCUUUGCAGAAAUAAAUGUUUAAAAUUAACAAAAUUAUCUGCCAAUAAAACAAGACUACUUCAAGCUUGAAAUUAGUAAAAAAAAUGUCUAGGAAUAGGUUUAAUAAUCUUAUAUUUGAUUCAUUUUAAUCUUGUAACAGGAAGCCCGGACUGCUCCUGAUGUUUUUUUCAGGAUUUGUGCUCGAACUUUAAUCAGACGUUUCAGCUUAAUGUGAUUGAUUUAAUGAAAUAAAAGCAGCCAUUUU